CGUUGUUUUGCAUUGUUUGGAGUACUUCUUCUCCUGAUCACAUAGGCUACAAACAUUGUCAUUAACCUUGCAGAUUAACGAUGACCACGCCAUACACACCGACGUCGUUCAUUCAGAUGACUCCUAGCACACCAGCAACGCCAAGUCCAGCGCCAGCGCCAACGCGUGGUCGCGGAACAGGUGCAAAACGCGGCCGCAAGCCUCGCGGUACAUUCCCCAACGUGUCCACCGAUACCCCUCGGCCCUCACCACAAUCUGGGCCAUCUACACCUGCAAUGCGAUUUACCCCGGUUCAGUGGGCGACUCCUGGAGCCCCUGCGGGCGCCACUGCCACUGCUUCGACAUCUACUGCGACUGUUCCUGCUCCAAGUACCCCCGGAAAUACUGGAGACGUAUCGAUGGACAGUGGGGACGAUGAACCUGUAGCGACGCAGCCUCCACCUGUUACUGCUGCUUCUUCUUCGACAGAUACGAUAAUUCCACAGCCUGGGACCACUGCAAAACCCGCGGGUGCCCCGGACGAGGAUGCGGAGGGUGAAGACGAGCUCUUGCCUGCAAUGGCGGAUGAUGACUAUUCUGCGCAGUUGUCAUGGCAGAGUGAGAGCAAGGAUAAUCUGAAGGUUCUUAUGGACAAUUUCAGUCCAGGACAGUAUGAACGCUUUGAAGCCUAUCGACGUCAUGCACUACCAAAGCAGGCUAUACGGAAGGUCAUACAGCAAACGACAGGACAACAGGUCUCUCAGCCCGUUGCACAAAUAGUAGCAGGUGUUGGGAAAGUGUUUGUUGGCGAGAUUGUGGAAAAAGCCCGCCAAGUCCAAUCACGGCGUAACGAUUCUGGGCCCCUCACGCCAGACCACCUUCGUGAGGCAUAUAGAAUGUAUCAGGCAGAGACUGGGCGUGUGGGCAGCGCGCGACCAAUGAGAGGAAAGCGGCUAUUUGUCAAAUAGUGAGUCAAGCUCAGACUUGGCAGUGUCAUUAUAUCAUGAAGUUGCAACCUAGGCGUACGCGUGAAUUACCACCGGGGGGCCACUUCCCUGGUAUUAUGUGGACAUUACGGUGCAGUAAAUUAGUGUUGAAAGUUUAUAUCUGAUGGACUGUGCAUGGCUAUAAGCGCUUUAACAUUGAUAUUAGAUAGUGACCUUGCUACGAAGUCAUUACAAUCACUGAUAGAUCGACUGGCUGUGCAUGUGAAUGCUGCCAAGACACUGAG
Suillus clintonianus is the source of this 1210-nucleotide messenger RNA. RefSeq names its product TAFII28-domain-containing protein. Lineage: Eukaryota; Fungi; Basidiomycota; Agaricomycetes; Boletales; Suillaceae. The transcript has 4 exons. Gene Ontology annotation, molecular function: protein heterodimerization activity; transcription coactivator activity. The coding region runs from base 81 to 947 and encodes 288 amino acids. The record is from RefSeq and is a predicted model, not a curated record. Gene Ontology annotation, biological process: RNA polymerase II preinitiation complex assembly; transcription initiation at RNA polymerase II promoter. Gene Ontology annotation, cellular component: nucleus; transcription factor TFIID complex.